CUCGGUCCGAGUCACCCACCGCGCACACACGCACAAGGUGUCCGUCAGCUAGACUCCCAUACACACAUACACAGAUACACUCACUGCUGCCCCUGAUCACCUUCAUCCUCGUCUGCCACCUCUUGCUCCUCAACAACCACCCCGUAGCAGUGCAGGGCCGUGCUGGCAGCCCACACCUCCCUCCCCACCCACACACAACACCCGUACCGCACAUCGUCCCAGUCGCUCGCACGGCGCACAGCAGCUACCUCGUUUCUGAGCAAGUCCCACGCCAUCAUCCCACCACCGUCUGUGCACACAGCCACGCCCUUCUCCGCCCAAUUCGCCCGCAGCCGCAAGACAGGGACGCCACAGGUCUGCUGGCUGAUGAGGGGGGACCUGUGGUGUCGAAGGUCGACGUGGGAGAGGUGGCCCUCGAGUGUGGCGGAUAUGUAUGAGGGCGGCUGGUGGGUGGGUGAGGCGUCGAUCGACGUGUACGAUGGCGGGAUGGCCUGGCGUGUGGGGGAGAGGAGGGUCGUGGGGGUGGGCGACCGGAGGUCGUACAGGUGGACGCUGCCGUCAGACGAAGACGCCACAAACACCUGCAGGCACCAGCAGUGGAAGGAAAUGAGACGACUGUCCUUCCCUUUGAUUGAUGGUCAUUAUGUUCAUUGUGUCAUCUUACCUGCGCCGCACAGAAUGCCAUGUCCGUCGGGAUGGCUCUCGGCCCGCCAUACGGAUGCAGCAGCCUGGGACAUCCGCCUGUUGCCAACUCAUACAAACCAACCUGACACCCAUGUGACGUGUCAAUCAACAGACAGAUCGAUUACAUACAUCUCCACACACAAGCAUUGCAUCUUCCUGGUUGUGUUGUGUCAGUCAUCUCACUCACCUGCGCCUGUCCCCCAACAGUCGUCUCAGCUGAGAUGAACCUGUCGCUAUUGUGCGGCGGGAAGGACACACACGAGAUCAGCUCCAGCUGCUGCUGUUGUUGCUGAUACUGCCGUGGCGACCGCGACGUCGUCUCCUCAAAGCCGCUGUGGAUGACGGCAAAGGUCGAGCUACUGCUGUCCGUGUCGGUGUCGGCGUCAUGUUUGCGCGAGAGUAGCAGAUGGGAGGCGAUGCACGCCUCAGGGUCAACCACACCCACCACUAAAUGGUCGGAUGAACGACCUGCACACACACAGACAGACAGACAGACAGGCAGGCAGACAGAGAGGAAGGAUGUCAUUCGGCACGAGAGCUGUCUGGGUGUGAGCCUUUCGGUGACCUGCAUUUUGGCUGGGUGAGGCGGCAACAGCGACGGCUUUGGGCUCCCUCAGCCCGCUGGCCGUGAUGUGGAUUGUCGACCGCACAUGGGCGUUUCUCACAUCGACGUGCUGCAGGCUGCCGUCGCCAUACGCCAACACCAACUCAUCCAAUGCCUGCAGCAUGAGAAUGGACAAACCAAACCAAACCAAGUCGGAUCGGACAACACUUCAUGUGCAUGCAUCACACAGCCUGGAUCGGAUCCUCGUUGCUUGCCCACCUCUGCUGUGGUAUCAUCGUCCACUCCCCUGGCCACGCACGCCAUCGACAGGAUGGGCUUGGGCUCGCCGUCCUCUCCCUCAGACACGUGGAGCGCCUCGCGAGGGUGGAUCAUGAAACGAUGCGAUCGAUAGGUGGACAGCCCCUCCUCCCGCUCGUAGGCCAUGGCGCUCUCCUCCCUCCUCGUCUCCAUGUGGGGGUGGUGCUCCAACGCCGGCACCACCAGCGGACCAGCACCGCCAUACGCGUCAUACACAGGGGCAUCGAACAAGGCCUCAUCCACCUCCCCCUCUCUGUCUCCCUCGUCAUCGUUUUCUCCCUCUCCCUCUCCCUGGCUCUCCAGCUGUCGUCGAUACUCGAUUGCAUGCGGGUAGAGCGUCCUGUGCAGCAGGGGAUAGGCGUGGAAUACCCACUGCUGGUGGGGCGAAGAGAUGAAGGCCAUCAAGAAGGGGAAGUUGAUGAACUCGCGGACACAUUGCGCGAGGGAGGGCAUGGCGUCGAAGAUUGAGUUGAGCAGGUGGGCAAGGUGGGGCGAGAGGGGGGUGGGGAGGUGGGGUGAAUCGGGCAGCAACGCCUCAAUCACAGCUAGACAGCCUGGGCAGACCAUACAGGGAGAUGAGAAUCAGACACCCACACAUCCUACCUGCCUGCCUGCCUGCCUGCCCAUCCUUGUCACCUCUCAAGUCGAACAGCCUCCAUCUCAGCAUCAGCGCCGCUAUCUUUCCAAGCCGCACAUCGACAGCGGCCGCACCACCAGUCGCCCUCUCCGCCAACUGCACCGCCAGCCCCUCAGCAACGCCGCCCCGCAGCCCCUCCCUCACCGACGCGUCCGCCAUACUCAUAACCUCCCCGAACAGAUCAAUUUGCUCACUGCUGACCGAGCCCUCGUCCAUCAGCAAAGAAAAGACCGAACACGACGCCUCUGCAAUGUCAUCAGCUGAGGCGCCACUGGUCCGAAGGACGUUUCUCAGCCUGCUGGUCGCCCUGGACACAUCGUUUGGGCCUCUGAGGGAACGAAAUACGUCGACGAUGGGAUGAGAAGAGGCCGGGGAUAGCAUGCGGGCGCUACGGCUCGUCGGAACGGCUCUCUGGAGGAAUGACUGUGCCUCAUCUGGAUCAUCGGCAUCGAUUGUCACCCUCAUCGGUGGACAGGAUGAGCUCCUCUGCACCACCAGCGGUGGAUCCAUGC
Messenger RNA from Vitrella brassicaformis, 2695 nucleotides. NCBI's taxonomy places the organism in Eukaryota, Vitrellaceae. The record is from the annotation of a GenBank genome assembly.